AUGGACCGCAUCAAGUCCCUCGCCCUCGACGAGCUCAGGACCAUGCGCAUCCUCGUCCAAGACGGCCUCCGCUCAGGCGCCUACCUCUACCCAUUCAAGGUACCAGCACCCCCCAAAUCAGGCAUCAUCUACCUUCUCACCCACCACUCCCUCUGGAAACCCUUCCUCUCCAAACUCGCCCCAACCCUCACCCUCUCCAUCGCCGUCACCACCUCCAUGUUCUUCCUCACCUACAUCCCCCAAACCGCCCUGCUCGCCUUCACCUCCGGGCCCCUCGCCCCCUUCUCCGCCGCCAUCCUCGUCCUCAGCGAAAGCUCCUCCAUCAUCAACUUCUUCGCCCGCUCGUGGAUCCUGCGCGACUCCCUCACCGACACGUUUGACGGCACACUGCUGUCGCGCGGGGAGACGGCGCUCGUGGCGCGUGGUAGGGAGCUGGAUGGGUCUGGCGCGGCGGGGGAUCCGAUUGCGAGGCUGGGGAGGGUGGCCAGGAGGCGGUUGGGUGGCGGGGAAGGGGGGGGCAUUGUGUCGGCGUGGGUGCGCUCGUUGGUGUAUUUGCCGCUGAAUCUUGUGCCGGUGGUGGGGAGCUUGAUGUACCUCGCUGCGCAGGGAAGGAGGAUUGGGAAUGUUGCGCAUUUGAGGUACUUUGAGCUCAAAGGAUGGCGUCCGGAGGAGAAGGAGGAGUGGCUCCGGAAGAAUCGAGCGGCGUAUGCAAGCUUCGGGGCUGCUGCAUUUAUCCUUGAGAUCGUCCCCUUUGCCUCGCUCGCACUGGCAUAUACAAAUACUGUUGGCGCGGCAUUGUGGGCAUCAAAUCUCGAGAAGACAAUGUCAACUGCCGCCACCGUGGGUCAACAAGCAAAGAAGACCGAGUAA
Messenger RNA from Uncinocarpus reesii 1704, 870 nucleotides. RefSeq lists its product as uncharacterized. The record is from RefSeq and is a predicted model, not a curated record. Gene Ontology annotation, cellular component: ascospore wall; lipid droplet; prospore membrane. Lineage: Eukaryota; Fungi; Ascomycota; Eurotiomycetes; Onygenales; Onygenaceae. Bases 1 to 870 code for a protein of 289 amino acids. The transcript has 3 exons.